This is a messenger RNA of Centrocercus urophasianus (Greater sage-grouse), 2002 nucleotides long. It is a transcript of the gene RP9, whose product is annotated as RP9 pre-mRNA splicing factor. Gene Ontology annotation, biological process: RNA splicing. Lineage: Eukaryota; Metazoa; Chordata; Aves; Galliformes; Phasianidae. The transcript is spliced from 6 exons. Bases 1 to 687 code for a protein of 228 amino acids. The record is from RefSeq and is a predicted model, not a curated record.
AUGUCCCACGGGCCGAGAAGGGGACGGGAGGAGGAGGAAGAGGGAGCGGCGAGGGGCAGCCGGGCGCGGCACGGGAGCUCCCACGAGUCCACGGGCGGAGGCGGCAGGAGCCAGGGCCGGCACGAGAGGAAGAGGAAGAAGCAGGAGGCGCAGCAGCUGCAGAAGCUCCAGCACCUGGAGUCCUUCUAUGAGAAACCUCCCCCAGGGCUAAUUAAGGAAGAGGAAACAAAACCAGAAGACUGCAUACCUGAUGUACCAGGCAAUGAAAGUGCACGAGAAUUUCUGGCACAUGCCCCAACAAAAGGGCUUUGGAUGCCUUUGGGAAAAGAAGUCAAAGUUAUGCAGUGUUGGAGGUGUAAACGCUAUGGACACAGAACAGGGGAUAAAGAAUGCCCAUUCUUUAUUAAAGGCAAUCAGAAACUGGAACAAUUUAGAGUAGCACAUGAAGAUCCAAUGUAUGACAUAAUAAGGGAAACGAAACGUCAUGAAAAAGAAAUGAGGAUACAGCAGCUGAAGCAGCUCCUUGAGGAUUCCACCUCAGAUGACGAUAGCAGUGAUGACAGUGAUGACGAUGAUGAUGAAGAUAGCAGCAGCUCCACUUCCUCGGAUAAACACAAGAAAAAAAAGAGAAAGAAGGAAAAGAAAAAAAAAGAAAAGAAGAAGAAGAAGAAGAGAAAGCAUAAAUAAUCUAAAUCUAAUGAGAAUGACUGAUAGCAGUCACCUACUGUAUGCUCAUUGACCUCCCCCCUUCCCUGCCCCCACUUUUGAACUGCCUAGAAAGACCCAAAGAAUUAGGAAGAAACUAGCAAAAGGGGCUUUUUAAAACUACAGCUGGAUACAUGUAGCAUCCUUCACUGGCUCUUUUUUCUACCCCUCUGCAGUGCUGCAGCCAGAAAAAGGAGAGCUGUGCUGAAUGAAACACAAUCAUACAUAUCUUUUAACCAUGAAACUUGUGCAAAGCAUCAUCCAACUUGGGCAAAUUGUUAGGUGGCUGCCAGCAGAAAGCCAUCACUACCGUGGUGGAAGAACUCAGCAGACUGUCUGCUGAAGCAUGUUUUCACCACACAGUCAUUUAAUUUUAUACAAAGCCUCAUUGCAAAGGGGCUGCAGUUUGCACUGGCAGUUCACUUACAGUGAGGUACUGUGUUUUUUUUCUGCAUACUGCCUGUGUUUUGAAGUCCACUGUACUUAACUUGCAGCUGGGGAAAUAACACUGCUGAAGGGGGGGAAAAUGUAAAUCAAGGGAAUUGGAGACAGAACGAGAGUGAGUUUUUUGUUAGCAAAAACUCAAUGUGAUUGCAGUAGACACAGUUCUAUAAUAUCUAGAACAUUCCCUAACCUGUAAGACUGAGCCAGCUGUGAUGAUGCUAGAUGCCAGUUUCACUGGUAGGGGUUGUUUUUGAUUAUUUAAAAAAGGGAGUGGUGGUUCAUGUUGGAAAUGAGAAAAAUGCAUUUCUACAUAUACUUCAGUAUCAGUUGUUUUGAUACAUUUGAUUUUUUUUUUUUCCUUUUAAAAAGGCUUGAGGAAGUGAAUUCCAACUUAUGUUGUAUGUUUACUAGAACUAUUUCAUGUAGUAAUAGUAUAUGAAUCAUCCCACAAGAAUAUAAACAUCUAAAGAAGUUUCCAAACGUGCUUGUAAGCUACAGAACAGUAGCAAAGAAGUGUAAGCAGGAAUGAUGUUAUACACUGACUACAAGUUCUUUCUUUUAAAUAAUGUUCCAAGAUAAACUUGACUGGAACAGCUGAGAUUGUGAUAAGUUGUUAGAGUAAAUUCUCUCUUUUUGAAAGAGAUAAAUGUACAGCAGUACAAAGCCCUGAUUUGAAGGCCUAAAUAUUCAUGGGUGCUCUGCAAAAGAAAAAAUAGAGUUGCUCUGAAGGGAGUAGGUAAUACCUGAUCUCAUGCAGAACUUAGUCUCUGUAUUUAUGCUUAUAUUAAAGUACAAUGAACAUCAGUAACCAGUGCCUGCAAAAUCAAGACAUCAUACACUCAAGUGCACUUAA